This is a messenger RNA of Pogona vitticeps (central bearded dragon), 4458 nucleotides long. It is a transcript of the gene MAMDC4, whose product is annotated as MAM domain containing 4. The record is from RefSeq and is a predicted model, not a curated record. Lineage: Eukaryota; Metazoa; Chordata; Lepidosauria; Squamata; Agamidae. Gene Ontology annotation, molecular function: protein binding. Gene Ontology annotation, cellular component: membrane.
AUGUCGGGGUCCCGCCUGCUUGGGGGUCUGAUGCUCCUGGAGGUCCUGACAGCUGGGCCCCUGUUUUUUGUCCAGGCGGCUUUCGUGAACCGGUGUGGGAGCGUCCGCACCAGCCUUUGCGACUUUGUCUGUGAUUGCUGGGAUUGUUCGGAUGAAAACCAGUGCGGUUACCAAAAGGAGUCGGUGCCUUUGGGGACUCAGUUCACCUGCGACUUCGAAGGCACCUCGUGCGGCUGGGAGGAUGUGAGCACGACGGCCUUCCGAUGGACCCCCGCCCGCGCCAGCAUCUCGACCUGGGGGACGAAGCCCCCCUUUGACCAUACGCUGGGCACCGAUCAGGGCUGGUACAUGUCCACCACAAGCCAGACGGUCAAGCCAUCUGCCACGGCCAAGCUCACGUCCCCAACGAUGAGGGAAGCAGCAGCCACCUGUGAGAUCCGAGCUUCGUAUCACCUCUCUGGUCUCAGCGCCACCGAUCCCCCGGCUUUGACGCUGGAGCUGAGCUACGGCAACACCACGAUCACCUUAUGGCGAAGCCCUCCAAGCAGCACCUACCCCUGGCGAGAGCUCGUGGCGUACACGGGCCGGAUCCUGGGGACGUUCCAGGUGACCUUCUCGGCCACCCAGACCUAUCCCCAGAGGGUGCAGCUCGCCCUGGACGACGUGGAGUUCAGGAACUGCGGCCGCCCACGUGCCCAAGCCUGCACGCCGGAAGAGCACCAGUGCCAGCGAGGGGGGUGCGUCGCCUUGGACCGGCUGUGUGACGGGACCGAGGACUGCUGGGAUGGGGAAGACGAGAGGGGAGCGAACUGCACCUCAUUUAGCAGCUGUCCCUUUGAGAGUAGCUGGUGCGGGUGGGAGGCCCUUCCCCACCAGAGCCUGACCUGGACGAGGCACUCCAGCCUCCUCGUGUCCUCAUCCCUCGUCGGGCCCACCCGGGACCACAGCACCAACAGCCAGGAAGGCAUCUUUGUCUCCAUCAGCAACCCUCGCCUGGGACUCCCAGGGGGAAGAGCGUGGCUGGCCAGCCCCAGCCUGAAAGCCAGCAAGGGCGCCUUGUGUCAUCUGGUGCUGUACCUCCACCUGCACGGCUCCGGCGCCAACAGCCUGAAUAUCUAUUCCCGAACGGAAGGGACCAUGGAGCUUGUCCGGAGCCGAUCCGGAGAUCUGGGCAACUACUGGUUCCGGGAGAAAGUGGAUUUCCACGUGGCGGAGACCUUUCAGAUUAUCCUCGAGGGCGUGAUUGCCGCUGGGCACGAGGGGAAUGUGGCUCUGGAUGACCUCAUCCUGUCUCCCGGCUGUGUGGUCCAAAGCAGCAACAUUUCCCUCACCCCGGAUCCGGAUCCCCCCAGCUCCUGCAGCCAGGAAGAGUUUGCCUGUCGGAACGGGACGGGAUGCCUCGGUUCAGAACUCGUCUGCAACUUCAAGGCUGAAUGUGCUGACGCCUCCGAUGAGGCGGAUUGCGGAGCCACGGCUUUUGGCACGGGCGGCUGGACGGACCUCAGCGUGGGGCGGAUGCAGUGGACCGUCCAGAACGCCAGCGGCUGGCUGAAUUCUGCAGGAAUCUCUCUCCACCUGCAGGAGGGCCCGGGACAGAUGCUCUCUCUAGCCAGGGCCGCCACCCCCGUCUUGGGUCCCUCCGGCUUGGCCUGCGCUCUGGAGAUGAACUUCACCGCCGGCCCUCAAGGGUUCCUCGCGCUGGCCGUGGCGGACGAGAGCCUGGGAACCGGUCGCUGGGUAUGGUAUGCCCUCGGGAACGCCACCACCGGAUGGUCCCAUGCCCGGAUUCCCCUUGGAGCCAGAGCCAGGCCCUUCCAGCUUGAGCUGCUGGGCUCGGAAGAUCGUAACAGCCCCGGAGGGUCCCCUCUUCUCACCAUCCGCCACAUCGCCUUCGUGGACUGUGACGCCAGCGCCGCCCUCCCCGAAUCGUCAGGGCUGUCUUGCAACUUUGAGACCGGCUGGUGCGGCUGGUUUGUGGAGCAGAGCGGCGGCUUUGAGUGGGAACGCAGCCAAGGCCCCGGCUGGGAGCAGGACCACACGACCGGCACAGGUUUCUUCCUCCUCGCAGACCCGUCUGCCCCUGGAGCCGACGGACUGAGCGCCCGCCUCGUGUCGGCGCCACAAGCCGCUGCGGGCAACGACUCCUGCCUUUCCUUCUGGUACCGCCUGGACGGGCCCCAGAUUGGCACCCUGAAUCUCUUGGUAAAAUCGGCUGGGGGGCCAGCCCACGUGCUCUGGACCAGGACGGGAAGCCAGGGCGCAGUUUGGCGCCACGCCUUCUCCACGGUCUCCCACCAGGCCGGCCAGAAUUUCCAGGUCAUCUUUGAGGCGCUCAGGAACGGCUUCCUGGGGUCGGUGGCUCUGGAUGACAUCUCCGUGGUGCCCGGCGCCUGCAGCGCACAGAUCGAGUGCUCCUUUGAGACUGACGAAUGUGGCCUCGUGUUUGGUGGCCAGCAAGCCUGGGUGCGGCAGAAUGGGACUGGGGGCUGGGGUCCCCUGGCGGACCACACCCUUGGCACACCCCAAGGGCAUUAUCUCGUCCUCAACACCAGUGGGGACACCUCGGCAUCCAGUCAAAGAGCCACCCUGCGGUCUGGCGUAUUCCCACCUUGGCCUCGCACCCACUGUGUGACAUUUUGGUACUACCUGAGUAGCGGCAAUCCAGGAUCUUUGCGUGCCUACGUGGAGGAAGGAGGCAGGCAAAAGGAGGUGCUGACCAAGAGCUUGGUGCCCGGGGAAGCCUGGCAUUUUGUCAGCUUCGGCACUCAGAUCCAAAGGGACUGGCAGGUGACGCUGCUGGCGGAGAGGGGAGGCGGAGGCCCCGCUUCUUACCUUGCGCUCGACGACCUUUAUGUGCAGGAGGGGGCUUGCUCUGAGCCAGGGUCCUGUGAUUUCGAAUGGAGCACCUGCGGGUGGAGCAAGCCGCCCGGGGACUGGUACAGCUGGGACCGGAAGGAAGGGGCCACGCCGUCCCAGUCCCCCUCCCCCAAGGAGGACCAUACUUUGGGGAACAAAGCAGGUCACUACAUCUACGUGGACAUUGCCCUGCUGGGCCUGGGGAGGAGCGCAGCCCGGCUGACCAGCGAGCCACUUCCCUCCACGACUGGAUCUUGCCUCCGCUUCCACUACCAUAUGGACUUCCUCGGCCAGAGCUCUCAAGCAGAGCUUCGGGUGAAACUGUCCAGCCUGCAGGGGGAGCGGACUUUGUGGAGCGCCGUCGGGCACCAAAGCCGGACCUGGAAGAACCAAUCCCUUCUCGUGUCCAGUCUCACGGAGUUUCAGAUUGUACUGGAAGCUACUAGCGGAGCGUGGCCAAGCUCAGAAACCAUUGCCGUGGAUGACAUCUCAUACGUGGCUGGGCUGUGCUCUGUGGGCAUGGAGGAGAGCCAGGAGGCAGGGAGCAGCUCCCGUAACACAGACUCGGAGGCCGGGCUGGUGGCCGGCGUCGUGUGCUCUGUCCUUUUGGUGGUGGCGGCUGCCCUGAUCGUCGGCUGCUGCCUCAAGAAGCAGCGCGUGCUGGGAGAACGGCAACCGGCGGAGCACGCCUCCGCCCACGGCUUCGACAACAUCGCGUUUCGAGACGAUGUGGUCAUCAUAAACUCCAUCUCUGCUGGUCUGGAAACAGAAUAGGUGCCCGUUUCGCUGGCCGGAUGGAACCGCCACGGCUGGCUCGGCGUGUCCAGCAGCACCCCUGCGCUCUUCCUCCGUGGCCAAGCCCUCGAGGGUCCUCCUUGCGGCAACACAGCACGCCGUCCCUUGGCAUCAUCUGUUGCAAGUACAUACCUUCCUCCCGGGAACUUCUCUAUCCAGCCACCUGGCUGUUGCUGAGCUCCAUAAAAAGGUCUCUUCCUCUCAAGCGGUGGGCCUGGCAGGACGCCUCACUCUGCUCUAGCUCAAUUCCGCCCUGGCGGUGUCGGCCACCCCUCCAUCCCAAGGGUCAGCCGUUGGUGUCCCUCCCAAGCUGGGACUGAUGGGAGCCGAGCCAAGCUGCCCACCCCAAAAAAAAGACAUGGAAAAGGUAUCAAAAGAUGGCCAGAAAUCAAAAGGGGGAGGACAACGAUCCUACGUUAAUUAAAAAAUCACGAAGGGGAAAAGUGUGAAAAUAUAUUAUCCAGGAGUGCUAAAUGUUGGCUGGGCUUCAUCCAGGACUGGGCAAAGAAAGUAAUUCUUCGUGCAGGGGGAAGUUAUCACGCAGAACUCACUGCCACAAGAUAUGAGAAGGCAUUAAAAGCUGUUCUAAACAAGUGACAGGGCAAGUCCAGACGUCUGGCCCUGAUGGACAUACAAAAGAAUGUUUGCUUUUCCCCCUUUCAAACCCUCCCCCCCCCUUUGCCUUUUUCAUCAUGUCUUUUCGAAGGUAAGAUUGUGGGCAGGAGUACUCAACUCCGAAAUAAAGGCAAAUAGAGAACCUCAAAAAAAUAAAAAAUAAAUCUCAAGUCUUGAGAGUUUCAUAGGGAA